Molecule: messenger RNA, 1062 nt
Organism: Daldinia loculata
Lineage: Eukaryota; Fungi; Ascomycota; Sordariomycetes; Xylariales; Hypoxylaceae
Product: GRASP55/65 PDZ-like domain-containing protein
Exons: 2
Coding region: 1-1062 (353 amino acids)
Biological process (GO): Golgi organization
Cellular component (GO): Golgi apparatus
Molecular function (GO): protein binding
Source: RefSeq, a predicted model, not a curated record
AUGUUCAACGCCUUAAACCGUUACCUCUCGCGCCUCGACGGCGACGCGCGGCCGCAGAGGAAAGACGGCCACGGAUACGGCUUCCAAGUGCUGCGCAACACGAACCUCGAGCUAGGCAUCGAGCCUUGGUUUGACUUUAUCGUUGGGAUCAACGGCCGUGUAAUUGAUAACCCCGACCCCCGACUCUUCGCCCAAGAAAUCCGCAACUGCGCCGGCAGCAGCGUCGCCCUCGGGCUCUGGAGCGCCAAGGGCCAGCGCACGCGAGUCCUACACGUCCCCGUCCCAGCCGACACGCGAUCGCUCGGCCUCUCGCUGCAAUGGACGCCGCUCGACGUCGCUUCGAACGUCUGGCACGUGCUAGACGUAGCUUCGAACUCGCCCGCCGACCACGCCGGCUUGCUGCCGUAUAGCGAUUACAUAUUAGGUACUCCAGACGGUGUGCUGCACGGAGAGGGCGGGCUGGGCGAGCUGGUAGACGACUAUGUGGGCCGCCCGCUGCGGCUGUGGGUGUAUAAUAACGAGUACAAUGUCACGCGCGAGGUCGAGAUCGUGCCGAGCCGCGAGUGGGGUGGUGAGGGCGCCCUGGGUUGUGUUCUAGGAUACGGCGCGCUGCAUCGUCUUCCUGCGCCGUUGAGUGAGCCUGUCAAUGCGCCGGGCGAGACUAUGUUCGAUGGCGAUAACAGCGGUGGUGCAAGCGCCAAUGUUGGUGCCGGCGCAGACCAAUUCACGACAUUAGCUCCGCCAAGCGAUACAGCUAAUGCGUUCGUCCCGGCAGCAUCGCCAGAUUUCCUUGUCCCCGCGCAACUAGUUAGCAGUACCCCUCCACCAGCAGGUGGUGCGCCGCCGCGCAGUAAGAAAAAAGAGAGGCACACCAAUGCUCCGAAGAGGUUGAUGGACGACUACUUUGCGGAAGAAGAGAAGAAGAGCAGGGAGCUGGAUCGAAACAUUUCUACAAGCAAGACACCACCGCCGCCGCCUCCUAAAGCCGUUAGUGCUCCCCCGAGAGCGCCGCCAAAGGCCGAGGAGCCGAAAGCUAGCAGCGGGGAUGAUGAUGUCGACUAG